Hypoxylon trugodes is the source of this 826-nucleotide messenger RNA. RefSeq lists its product as uncharacterized. NCBI's taxonomy places the organism in Eukaryota, Fungi, Ascomycota, Sordariomycetes, Xylariales, Hypoxylaceae. Gene Ontology annotation, molecular function: ATP binding. The transcript has a single exon. The record is from RefSeq and is a predicted model, not a curated record. The coding region runs from base 257 to 826 and encodes 189 amino acids.
AUUAAUUUACUACGAGAAUCUCUCCUUAUGAACAUUCGAUUGAAAACCGUUUAGUUAAAAGGCAUUUAACACGCUAGUGGGUAGAUGGGCUUGCGUAGGUGUCAUGCUCCGCAUUACGAUUAAUUGACGUGAUGUCGUCACGACUUUCCUCUACAAAAUAGAAUGAUUGAGGUAAGGGAGAGUUGGCACAUUUGAUUUCUUUUCUUUUCAAGCCCAACCAUACCUCCCCUGCAUAGGUGUCUAGGUAAUCUUUAUUAUGUUAAGCUUUUUUGCUUGGCUGUACGCCGCUAUAUGCGAAUAUUUUUUACCGUCAUCCCCGGACGCGCCGCCCGCGUCUCGGAACGAUAGUCUCAGGUUUUCGGUUGAGGAAAGCAGCGGCCCAUCAUCCGAGGUUAAUAAGACCCUCUAUAUCACGUCGCAUGACCGCCAUACCCCGCUGUCGCCGCCACCGAAUUUGCAGUAUGAUUUACGGUUCAUACCGAAUCCCCCGUUAUCUCUACGAGAGACGCAUACGGGCCAUUCUCGCCACAUACGGGAUGGUCUUUCAUGCGAACCUAGGUUCCGCGAAAUACUAAACCAGGCUCAAUCUGAUAUUCGCGGCGCCGUGGAGACCGCCGAGAAGAGGAGAGAUGGAAAAGAAGGAAAGGACAUAUCGAUACGCGUCGGCUGUCUCUGCGGGAGCGGCCAUCAUAGAAGUGUGGCGUUUUCGGAGCAACUUGCGCAGAUGGAAUGGCCGAAGGGUUGGAAAUUGGAACUAACACAUCGGGACUUGGUACCAGAGGUUAAGAAGGAAAAGGCGCGCGAGAGAAAAAGGAGGAGACCUUGA